This is a messenger RNA of Thunnus maccoyii (southern bluefin tuna), 3428 nucleotides long. Its product is annotated as T-box transcription factor TBX2b-like. Gene Ontology annotation, biological process: positive regulation of DNA-templated transcription; cell fate specification; regulation of transcription by RNA polymerase II. Gene Ontology annotation, molecular function: RNA polymerase II cis-regulatory region sequence-specific DNA binding; DNA-binding transcription factor activity, RNA polymerase II-specific. The transcript is spliced from 7 exons. Gene Ontology annotation, cellular component: nucleus. Lineage: Eukaryota; Metazoa; Chordata; Actinopteri; Scombriformes; Scombridae. The record is from RefSeq and is a predicted model, not a curated record. Bases 502 to 2478 code for a protein of 658 amino acids.
UUAUCCAUGCUGACCCCAUCUAACCCUAACAUCCAGCUAUGUCCCCAGAAUGAGCAGUUGAAACCACGCCCAGCGCUCUGCCAUUGGUAGGACAGUGAGGCGCUGUCAAAGAACUUCGGCUCAUUAGUGUACCAUGUGCUAGGCAGCACAGACCUUUGACAAUUUUCAUUAAAACAGGAUUUCUUCGCUCCUCUCUGCCCUCACUCCUUAGUGUCACAGCAGUUUCUUAGCGAGAUCCGAAGAAAGCUUGCCGUAUGGUGCCAAAGUGCGCUGUCCUUUCCUUAGUGGAUAGGCUACAUCCUUGUCUUCGUCCCCAUAUCUGGAGACCACCGGACAUUUGCAUUCCCUCUUAGGAUCUCUCGGUGUUUUUUUUUUUUUGUUUGUUUUUUUUCAAAUUUUCCAAAACUGACAAACUCUGGCUGUUUGGAUGUGGAUAUCCGUGCGCCUGCAGCAGGUGUGCUAAGACUUUUUAGUAUCGACCUGUUGGGUUCGGAUGCCCUGAUGAGAGAUCCAGUUCACAGAGUAGCUUCCAUGGCUUACCAUCCUUUUCAAAAUAACCGACCAGGUGCCUUGCCCUUGACAGCCUUCCUUGCCUCUGCUCAGCCCUCGUUUUUCCCUGCAGUGGCUUUCCCAGACGUCGCCUCUCUCUCCGAGUCUCUGUCGGAGCAGGUUGCCCCUGACGCGCGGUUGCACGCAGUUCUGGGGCGCCAACACCAGCCCGUCCACCAGCUCUCCUUGAAGGGCAUGCAGCCAGAAGAAGGCCCGGAGGAUGACCCGAAAGUUACCCUAGAAUCAAAGAAUUUGUGGAAAGAAUUUCACAAAAUGGGGACUGAGAUGGUCAUCACAAAAUCAGGAAGGAGGAUGUUUCCGCCUUUCAAAGUGCGGGUAGAGGGGCUGGACGAAACAGCAAAAUAUAUCCUGCUGAUGGACAUAGUCGCUGUUGAUGACAGUCGCUACAAGUUCCACAACUCCCGCUGGAUGGUGGCUGGAAAAGCUGACCCGGAGAUGCCAAAGCGCAUGUACAUCCACCCGGACAGCCCGUCCAAGGGAGAGCACUGGAUGAGCAAGCCCGUUGCUUUUCAUAAACUCAAACUCACCAAUAAUAUAUCAGACAAGCAUGGAUUUACAAUUCUGAAUUCAAUGCAUAAAUACCAACCCAGAUUUCAUAUCGUGAGAGCCAACGACAUAAUGAAACUUCCAUACAGCACCUUCCGAACGUAUGUUUUCCCCGAGACGGAGUUCAUCGCUGUCACAGCAUAUCAGAAUGAAAAGAUCACACAGCUAAAAAUCGACAACAAUCCCUUUGCCAAAGGGUUCAGAGACACAGGAAAUGGGAGACGAGAAAAGAGGACUAAGCAGUUACCCAUUUCCUCCUCGCAUGAGAACCAGAGCAAAGCGGAUCGGGAAUGUGCGGAUUCUGACGACUCAUAUGAACAGCCCGGCACCAGUGAUCCGUUUCAUUCCCCUCAGGAGCCAAUGAGCAGCCCCCUGAUGUCUACGCCAACCUGCCAAGAUGAGAACACUGGAAGUGAUUCAGAUAUUGACUUACAAGACGAGGACAUUACUGAGACCAGCUGCUCAAGGACUGAAUAUUCAUCUACAUUGAGUCUGAAGAGCGAGGACAUACUGUGGAACAGGUCUGCCGUCAAUCAGAGCAACGACAAUCAGGACACCGCAAAAGACAAAGCAAUAUUUAGAACAUCAGGUGAUAAGUAUUCUACGGAGGUGGAUUCUUCAAAAAACCACACGAGUGAAGUCAAAGAUGGGGUCCUUCCUAUGAUGAUGCAAACAGGGAGCACGUCAUCCCUCAGCGUUGGUCACCUUCAGAACUUGGCUCUCUCGAACAGUCAACAAUUUCUUAAGCUUGGAUCACCUUGGGUUUUUCAUCCUGGACAUUUGUCAGUGAAGCCAGACACUUUUCCCACUACAGGGAUAGGACAUCCGUUUUCCUCUUUGUCAGGAGUAAAUGACCUAGAAAAUGGGGGCCUUUCAUCUCAAAGCAUCACCUCCCCAUCUCCCUUCAUGUUUCACCUGUCACAGAACAUGUUGGCAUCUCAGGGAAUCUCAUUAUCACCCUUGGGAGGACUGUUCUCAUAUCCAUACCACUACAUGGCAGCACCAACUGCAAUUGCUCCAGCUCUCCCCACGUGUUCUGCCACCUCUACGCUCGCCAGAAACCACUGUUUUCGCAGCUCGCGGCCUUGGUCACGAUUCAGCCCUUAUCAGAUGCCCACCCCUGUCACCUCAAGCCAAAACUUACUCACAACCAGAUUGCCUGCCAGUUCAAAUUCACAGUCUGAGCUGUAUAAAUCAGCCAGCAGAGAGUCAAGUCCGGUGUCCGACAAUCAUGGUUACAAAACCAAGACCAAGCAGAAGACAACUCCACCCAAACCUGAUGUUAAGAGUUCCACUGAUGAACUGCAACACAUGCAUAGUUUUGUAAACGGACCUGAUAAACCACUUCCCCCACAAUUAUAGACUCACUAAUUGUGAGUUUAUAAUUAAAGACACAUGGGAAACUUUAUAAAGUUGCACUGUAACAAAUACUGCUAGUAUAUUGCUGCUAUUUCUCAUUGAUUUGGUGAUUUGCAGGUAAAAAAACACCUACGUCUGUGUUAAAAAUAUGGCUUAAUUACAAUUUUCUGCAGUUAAGCACACACAAAAUAGAUCAAAUGAUCAGCUUGUCAUCAAGCUUUGCAGAAGCCUGAUAAUGACCAAUUCAUUUGAAUCAGGUGUGUUGGAACAGGGAAACAUCUAAAACAUGUAGGGCAGGGGUGCCCUAGGACCAGGAUUGAAAAACACUCUGACCUAAACUUUUAAAAAUUAUUCACUUCCAUCUAAUUUUAACCAAAUGUAUCCUGGUUCUAACCUCAUAAAAUACAUCACCAAAUCAAUGCUUACUUGGAAGUCUUAUGAAAGUAUUAUGAAAACAGAUGAAGUAAGGACAAAAUGAAGGAUGCUCACUGGAAUUUCUUUGUUGAAAAUGAGAUAUGCAACACUCAAAGCCCAGUGUGAAAUGCUCUAUAGAUGGACAAUAAUGUGCUUUAAAUAUGAAUAAUACACAGAUUUUUGUUGAUUCUUUCUGUACAAUUGUGUAAAUAUGUUGUCUUUGUCAUUCCACAUACUGUAUAAAACAUGAAUAAUCAAAGCCUUUUGAGACUGAACACGUUUCAGAUAUCUGACCCUGCCAAUGAGAUAUGAGGAAAUUGUAUACUACCUGCACACAGUUUCACAUUUCAUUUGUUGAUGUACCAAAGCAACACAGAGGACUCAGGUUUCUUUUUUUUCACCAGCACUUAAAAAAAAUGUCUUCAGUACAGGUAAUCUGGCAGUUUGACUGCCAAAUUAUUCAGGUAUUUUUUGUGUGUGUGUUCACAUUUCAUCUGGUUGUCUUAAUAUGUUGACAAUAAAUGGAUAUAUUAUUGUUA